AUAUCGAUUGCCGGAGCCGUGGGUUGAUCGUUAGAGGUGCCGUAGCCGUUGCGUCGUCCGGGCUGCGCACGCCUCUCGUGUACGGCUCCACUUCCAUUGGACGAAGCCUGCGAGCCAGAUCACACCGAUUGUGUUUUCAAAAUACAAAGCCGAGCCAGAGGCCGACUUUGUCAGUAAGAUUCACGCAGGCGAGCGGUCACGAUGAGAACGUGAUCCCAACUCUCCGAACGACACUCGCUCACUCGUCUGCGUGAUUGCCUGCAAAACACGGCGGCGUGCGAUAUACCAGCCGGGAUAUUAGAUCUUUUACUACGUGCGUGUUGCACAGAGAAUUCGCACACCAACCACCACCGUCUAGUCGGCCGGGGAGGCACACAGAUUCAACAUGUCUGACGACGUGGGCAAACAGCGCUACUCGGAUGCCUUGAUCAGCGCUGCCGAGUUCAUAAAAGACAGGCUGUACUUUGUCACAUUGGGCACGACCGUGCAUCCCAGGUCGACGGCGAAGACGCACUACUUUUCCAUCGACGAUGAGUUUGAGUACGAGAACUUUUACCAGGACUUCGGCCCACUCAACCUGGCCAUGCUCUACAGGUACUGCAUGAAGCUGAAGAAGAAACUCAAGGCUCCGUCGCUGGCAAAAAAGAAAAUCGUGCAUUACACAACGACGAACCCGAAGAAACGCGUGAAUGCCGCCUACCUAAUCGGAUCGUACGCUGUAAUGUACUUGCACUUCACACCGAGCCAAGUGGUCAAGCUGCUCUCUGGUCCGAAUUCACACGCGUUCGCAAACUUCAGGGAUGCCUCUUACGGCACGUCCAACUACCACAUCUCCCUGGACGACUGUCUGCACGCCAUCCACAAGGCGUACGUGCGCAGAAAACUGUUCGACUUUGAUGACUUCAACGUCGAGGAGUACGAGCACUUUGAGAGGGUGGAGAGUGGCGACUUGAACUGGAUUGUGCCUGAAAAGUUCCUUGCCUUUUGCGGGCCGCAUCCCAGGAGCGAAAUCGACAAUGGCUACCCGCUGCACUCUCCUGAAUCGUACUUUGAGUACUUUAAGGCACGAAACGUAUCCACGGUCGUAAGGCUGAACAAAAAGCUGUACGACAAGGCACGUUUUGUGGCCGGCGGCUUCCAGCACGUGGACCUCUUUUUCGUGGACGGCAGCACGCCCAGCGACAUCAUCAUGGAACACUUCCUCAGUGUCUGCGAGUCUGCUCCCGGAGCCAUAGCCGUUCACUGCAAAGCUGGACUUGGAAGGACUGGUUCCUUGAUUGGCUGCUACCUUAUGAAGCACUACGAGUUCACUGCCUUAGAGGCGAUUGCUUGGAUUCGAAUCUGCCGGCCUGGAUCUAUUAUUGGACACCAGCAGCUGUGGCUCCAGCAGAAGCAGACUGAAAUGUGGUACUCGCGACGGAACGCCAUCCCGACCGUCAACUACCCCUUGUACAGCAUGCGGCAGGAGAAGGUGCUGAAGUUUCUCAAGAACAAGCUUCAGCUCAACCGUAGCGUGGCUCUUGAGGCUGACGCAGCGUCUCCAGACAACGUGUCCAAGAUUCUUCAGAAGGUGGACACAAUGAAGCUGGAUGACGGGGCAAACGAGGACGAAAACCGAAAUGGCCUCAGCGACGAUCUCAAUGAAGCGGAUGCUGCUAAUCAGAACAUUUUUGAUGACGACCUCAUCCAGUUGAAGGCGACUGACCAGAGAAUGACGCAGGGAGACAAAUUAAACCAGAUCAAGGCUCUCAGGAGGCAUCCCAGGCCAGUUAGAUCAGUCACAGUUCACCCUGGAGCAGACAUGGAAGGCAACAUAAAGCCGCAUACAAGGGCGAGAUCUCAGCAGCCGCUGCGUGCAGGGAUGUUGCACAUUCAGCAGCCAGUGGUGCCCUCGCCUCUGAAGACCUCGCAGGCAGCGAGGAAGGUUUCCGAGAGACUGGCGCGCACUGCCACGACCACAGUCAAGAGGCCCAUGGUGACUAGGCUGAGGAGCAGACCAGCGACCACGACACCCUCCUGUUCUAACACCACUUUCUCUGGCCUAAACAAGAAUAUUUCGUGCAACAACAAUGGCCCACUCGAGCGUCCAACGGCCAGACCAACAGUGCGCCAGACAGCCGCCGUGGCCAGAUGACCGGGCAAUCGACUGCCCACCAUCGCGGCCACCCAUCCACCGGCCGUGAGCAAGGAGGCCAAAGAGGCCACCAACACGCGACUGGCCGUUAGUAAGGGUGCCAACAACAUUAACAUCAACAACAACAAGCGGUGUCUGAGCGCCAGCAGGGAGAGUCAAAGCUCGAAAACGCAGAGGCGGCCGUCAAGCAGCCCGCAGAGUGACAGCCGGCCGCCGACCAGGCUGCCCAGGCUAGUGGUUGACCCCAGGAAAGCAGCCAGCACCAAUGCUGACAACAUCAAUAAACUGGCGGCCAGCAAACUGCCGAGCGUUCCUGAAAACCGAACCACUACCACCGCCAUCACCAACAGAAAGAGGAAGCAGAAAAAAGACGGCAAUUAGAAAAUGCAUUUUUGUUAACAAUAUUUGGGUCCUUUCUCUCCCUCUCUUUUAUGAAUGGAUAAUUUGUCACAAAUUGUUGCUGUGUUAUGUUUUGUAAUAUUUUUUAUUUUACUUUUCUUGAGUAUAAUACAUAUAUUAUUUACACUUCUUGUGGCUUUCUUUCGUUUAUACUGUGUCUUUGAAAGAGGUAUACUGACGCCAGUCACUGCAAUGCAAGGUUUCGAUAUAUUACUGUAGGUUUAGCUCUUAAAUAUUUUCAAUUAUCUCACAAACCAGUCGUAAAAAGACUCGUGGAUGUUGUUGAUGAAAGAAUUAUUAUGUGUGCCUUCCAAUGUACUAGACGAUGAUUAAUGUUAAGCAAACUCGCAAUCCAAUUUGUAUUGAAGACUACUCCUACUCAAAUGAGUGCUUUAAUUUAAUUUUGAGGCUUGCGUGAAGUCAAUGCAAAGCAAGUCUUUUUAAAUCAAAGAAAAAUCGUUUUGUUCAAAACACAUGUAUUACAUAAUAAAGUUUUAAUUUCUACUAAACUAAAA
Messenger RNA from Cloeon dipterum, 3048 nucleotides. RefSeq names its product dual specificity protein phosphatase CDC14C-like. The record is from RefSeq and is a predicted model, not a curated record. Bases 386 to 2134 code for a protein of 582 amino acids. Gene Ontology annotation, cellular component: mitotic spindle; kinociliary basal body; spindle pole. Gene Ontology annotation, biological process: positive regulation of cytokinesis; protein dephosphorylation; regulation of exit from mitosis. The transcript has 14 exons. Lineage: Eukaryota; Metazoa; Arthropoda; Insecta; Ephemeroptera; Baetidae. Gene Ontology annotation, molecular function: protein tyrosine/serine/threonine phosphatase activity; protein tyrosine phosphatase activity; protein serine/threonine phosphatase activity.